CCCCCGAUGGAGCCCGACCGCCUCCCGAACCGUUUGGGGCGGUGCUGGGCGGACUGCCCCCCGGGGCAAGGGCUGUGCCGAGGCCUCCUCCCGCCCUGCGGGCCCGGGCCCGGCCCCAACGCCGUGUACACGGUGCUGCUGGACGAGCCGCUGUGGGGGCGGGAGCCGCCGGCCCCGCUGCACCAGCAGGGUCCCAUCCAUUGCAGUGGCCCCCCAGGGGCAGAGGAAGAGCUGCCACUGGUCCUGAAUGGUAGGAGGCCCGAGGAGCGGUGGGGGCUGACCAGCCCGCUGUCCAGCUGGCCGGAGGAGGCCGAGUGGGAGCAGAACCGCCUACUGCAGUCACCUUACAUCCCGGUGCCGCGGCACAGGCACCCUGUUCCCGGAAAGGCUGGACUGGACGAAGUCAUGGCGGCCGCAGUGCUCACCAGCCUGUCCACCAGUCCCCUGGUGCUGGGCCCCCCCACGGCCCCCUUCGGCACCGAGCCCUGCUGUGAGCCUUGGAAGGAGGGCCCAGUGGUGUCCAGCAGCUACGGCAGCAGCAACAACAGCGGUGACUGGGGCUGGGACCCUCCAAGCGACCAGUCCACCCCCUCCACCCCGUCUCCCCCGCUGCCCCCUGAGGCCGGCCGCAGCCUCCUGUCAUGUGCCGAGGAGACCGAAGCUGCCCACUUUCUGUUUGGGGACCCCAUUCCUAGGAAGAGGAAGAACUCGGUGAAGGUCAUGUUCAAGUGCCUGUGGAAGAACUGCGGGAAGGUGCUGAGCACAUCUUCGGGGAUCCAGAAGCACAUUCGCACGAUGCAUCUGGGCCGCCGGGCCGAGCCGGAGCAGAGCGACGGAGAGGAGGAUUUCUACUACACAGAGCUGGACAUCAACAUGGACUCGCUGACUGACGGCCUAUCCAGCCUGACCCCGAUGUCGCCCACCUCCUCGGCACCCCCAGUCUUCCCUGGCCAGGAGCUGCCUGCCCCGCUGCAGCCAGAGGCCUUGCCCGUGUCCCCUCUCAGUCCCUUGGCCCCAACCUCUCUCUGCCACAUCCACACUGACCACGCCUACCAGGCUGUGGCUCCGGUGGGGCUCCCUGUGGCCCCUGCCCCACCUGGUGGGAUGGCCCUCAGCAUCUGGCAGCCCUCCCCACCCCCCGGGCUUUUUAACGAGUCCGCGGGCUGCCUGGCUCCGGUGCGCCCCAUAGGCCUAGGGGACAAGCGGCUGCUGAUCCCCCACCCGUCGGUCAUCAAGUCUCCAGCUCCGGCUGCCUCUUCUGGCCCGAGGCCAGCCAUGGGAUCCAGGAAGCCCCGGGGAGAGGCCAAGAAAUGCCGGAAGGUGUACGGGAUGGAGAAUCGGGAUAUGUGGUGCACGGCCUGCCGCUGGAAGAAGGCUUGCCAGAGGUUCCUUGACUGAGGCCCGGCCCGCAGCAGCUCCGCGGCCCCUCGGCCGACCCCCCGGGCUCCGGCGGGCCCAGCGGCAGCUUCCCGUGCCCUUCUUGCACAGUUUGCACUGCAGGUGCCUUGAAGCCCCUCCGCCGCUCCUUCCUCCCUCCUUCCCCUCCCCGCCGCCGCCGCCGCCGCUGCCCGCCGCCGUCUCAGACUGACUGGGACCACCAGGUUCUGGGCCUCUCUGUCCCUCCUCCUCUGAGCCCCUUCCCGAGGGGCCAGAAAGUCUCCACAGGAAGCCCCUGACUAGUGAGGUGAGGGGGUUGAGGGCGCUGGUACUGAUGCUAUUUCCUCUCAGGCCUGGUCCCCUCCCCACCCCACCGACCCCACGUUCCUUGGGGCUUUUUAAAUCAAGAGAAAAUAAGCUAUUUUCCCCAAACUCCGCCACUCCCAGGUGGGGUGCCCUUCCGGGAGGUCGGGGAGCAGGGCCCAGGCCGAGGGGCCGAGCAGCCCGGACCCAUUCCCGUGGCCACCAGAGCCAUGGCCCUUCUGGCUCGGAAGAGGGGGGAGCGAAUUCAGAAAGGGGCACGGGGCCCUGCUAGGCUCUGGGCCCUCUCUGAAAAAGGCUUUACGAGCUGAGGGCGAGGAGUGGGCUGGCCCGGCAGUGGCCAGAAGCGGCCGGAGCUUUGACCCUGGGGGCCGGGGUUUGUGCCCCUGACCAACAGAGCCAGUGGUCGAGGGAGAACUUGAGGAAGUGCCUGUGAGGAAAACCAGCCAUUUGCACUAAAGCCAAACUGCACAGAGAGUGCGUCCCCCCCUCCACCCCAGCCCGCCUGCCCCUUGUCAUUGGAGUAAACAAGUAUUGUAUUGACCAGGCCCUGGCCUCCCCAGGCCCCCUCUCCCCCUCCCGCCCAGCAUCAAGGCUGACUGUGGCAGCUGCUGCCUCGUCCCCCACUUCCCCCCGACUCUGCCCGGUGCCCCAGUCCCAUUCCAAUUUGCUCAGCUGGGGGAAAUGUGUGUGUGUGUGGGGUGUCCAAACGGUCCCAGCUCGGCGACAAUCCUGCCUCCCGAUUGGGCAGUGUGUGUGUUUUUUGUGUGUGUAUGUGAAUAUGUGCUCGUGCCUGAGAGUGCCACGUGUUUGUGAGCCCCAGGGGUCCUCCCUUUCUCUCCCCCCUCCAGGUGUGGGUGUGAAUGUUUUUGUAAAAGUCGCGUUUUGUACAACAAAUGUUUGGAUUUUCCCUCUUUGGUUUUGUUACGGCCAUCUCUUGACUUUAUAAAAGCAAAAAGAAGACAAAGUCUUUGGUGGGGGGGG
Molecule: messenger RNA, 2682 nt
Organism: Tachyglossus aculeatus (Australian echidna)
Lineage: Eukaryota; Metazoa; Chordata; Mammalia; Monotremata; Tachyglossidae
Gene: SLC2A4RG
Product: SLC2A4 regulator
Exons: 9
Coding region: 7-1398 (463 amino acids)
Biological process (GO): regulation of transcription by RNA polymerase II
Cellular component (GO): nucleus
Molecular function (GO): RNA polymerase II cis-regulatory region sequence-specific DNA binding; DNA-binding transcription factor activity
Source: RefSeq, a predicted model, not a curated record